CCGGUCGGUGAGGGUCCCGGUCGGUGAGGCCCCUGGUCAGUGAGGGCCGCUCUGCCACGCAGGUUCCUCAUGGGUGCCUCCUGUGGCGGGGGCAACAUGAAGGUGGACGAUUCGGCCUACGAGAGCCUGGGCCUGCGCCCCCGCCAUGCCUACUCCAUCCUGGAUGUUCGAGAUGUCCAGGGCACCAGGCUUCUGCGGCUCCGAAACCCAUGGGGCCGUUUCUCCUGGAAUGGCAGCUGGUCUGACGAGUGGCCGCACUGGCCGGGUCACCUGCGUGGCGAGCUCAUGCCACACGGCAGCAGUGAGGGCGUCUUCUGGAUGGAGUAUGGCGACUUUGUCAGGUACUUCGACUCUGUGGACAUCUGUAAGGUGCACUCGGAUUGGCAGGAGGCGCGGGUGCAGGGCUGCUUUCCCAGCUCGGCCAGGGCACCCGUGGGGGUGACAGCGCUCACGGUGCUGGAGCGGGCCUCGCUGGAGUUUGCACUCUUCCAGGAGGGCAGCAGGCGCUCGGACGCAGUGGACAGCCACCUGCUGGACCUGUGCAUCCUGGUGUUCCGGGCCACGUUCGGCAGCGGUGGCCACCUCAGCCUGGGCCGCCUCCUGGCCCACAGUAAGCGCGCGGUCAAGAAGUUUGUCAGCUGCGACGUCAUGCUGGAGCCUGGCGAGUACGCUGUGGUGUGCUGCGCCUUCAACCACUGGGGGCCGCCCCCGCCGGGCGCCCCUGCUCCCCAGGCCUCCAGCCCCUCGGCAGGGGUCCCAAGAGCCUCCCCAGAGCCGCCGGGCCACGUGCUGGCUGUGUACAGCUCCAGGCUGGUCAUGGUGGAGCCUGUGGAAGCUCAGCCCACCACGCUGGCCGACGCCAUCAUCCUGCUCACCGAGAGCCGCGGAGAGCGGCAUGAGGGCCGUGAGGGCAUGACCUGCUACUACCUGACACACGGCUGGGCAGGGCUCAUCGUGGUGGUGGAGAAUCGGCACCCCAAGGCCUACCUGCACGUGCAGUGUGACUGCACCGACAGCUUCAACGUGGUGUCCACGCGCGGCAGCCUGCGCACCCAGGAUAGCGUGCCACCCCUGCACAGGUGCACCCCCCCCCCC
This is a messenger RNA of Piliocolobus tephrosceles (Ugandan red Colobus), 1095 nucleotides long. RefSeq names its product calpain-15. The transcript is spliced from 6 exons. Gene Ontology annotation, molecular function: calcium-dependent cysteine-type endopeptidase activity. The annotation marks the transcript as partial. The record is from RefSeq and is a predicted model, not a curated record. Gene Ontology annotation, cellular component: cytoplasm. NCBI's taxonomy places the organism in Eukaryota, Metazoa, Chordata, Mammalia, Primates, Cercopithecidae. Gene Ontology annotation, biological process: proteolysis.